Messenger RNA from Cyclocybe aegerita, 1998 nucleotides. The record is from the annotation of a GenBank genome assembly. NCBI's taxonomy places the organism in Eukaryota, Fungi, Basidiomycota, Agaricomycetes, Agaricales, Hemipholiotaceae.
AUGGACACUUUCAAGAGUUUGCUCUCCCCUCUUGGCAUGAGUACUGGUGCUAUCCAAGAUACCCUCAAAUUGGUCGUCAUUGGAGGCACAGUCGAGACUGCACGUCGCGCUUCGGUAUCAGCAUGGAACGGCUUCGUUGAUUCGUUCUUCCUCACCGCUCAUUUCAGCCAGGACGACUACCCGUAUGACUGGUUGAUGCAUUGGCUUGCCAAGCAACCGGCUUGGGGGAGAAGUCGUGAAUUCGAGAUCACCACUCGUUCAGUGAACCGCAAUGGGAUCACUCAGUCGACCACGGGUGACUUGGACGAAGAGGAAGAAGAGGAUGAUACCUUGGUCCACGGCCGGAGAAAGCGGAAAGUAGCGUUCAUGCCUAGCCUCGAUACCACUCAUACCAUCUAUUACCGUGGGCACUGGCUCAGAAUUACACGGACCAAACGCUAUCCGGAUUACGGUCAUGGCUGCUCUCUGAAGAUCAGCGUCGUCGCUCGCAAUAACGACAUCCUCAAGAAACUCGUACUGGAAGCGAAGCGGGAAUACGAGAAAGAUGCCGAGCAUCGUGUCCAUAUUUUCUUGGCUGAUACUACCUAUGGAUGUUGGAGAUGGAAUGGUGCGAGGCAAAAGAGGCCGAUGAGUUCAAUUGUCCUUCAACCAGGUGUAAAGGACAUGCUUCUCGCUGAUUGUAAGGACUUUCUGUGCUCGGAGGAGUGGUAUGCAGAGAGAGGCAUUCCCUUCAGGCGGGGCUACCUCUUGCAUGGUGUCCCUGGAAGCGGCAAGACUUCGCUCAUUCACUCCUUGGCUGGAGAGCUGGGUCUUGACAUCUAUGUUGUUUCAUUGUCGUCGAAAGGGAUGAGUGACAAUACUCUAACGACGUUAAUGGGGCAUGUUCCUUCAAGAUGUAUCCUCCUUUUGGAGGACUUAGACGCCGCAUUCACACGCUCAGUUUCACGCGACGCGAAUUCUACCGGUGCACCCACAGCUUCCACGUCAAAGGAGAGUAGCACCAGCACCACGGAGAAUACAGAUGGAUCUACUCUCAGUUUGAGUGGCCUUCUAAACAGUCUUGACGGAGUCGCCGCCGCGGAAGGCCGGCUUCUUUUCGCCACCACCAACCACAUCGAGCGAUUGGACCCCGCUCUCAGCCGACCUGGUCGCAUGGAUGUGUGGGUUAAUUUCACCCAUGCUACCAAGUGGCAAGCCGAGGGUAUCUUCAAGUGCUUCUUCCCGUACAAGCCAUCUACCGCCGCCACUGCCAAUGGUAAUGGAUCGAGCGCCGCCAAAGACACUUCCCAGCAAAACCUGCCCCUGCCGAAGCGCAAGCAUGUACAUGCCAUUCCUAUUCUGACAGAGGAGGAGAUCUCCGAGCUUGCUAAACGUUUUGCCGAAGCCAUUCCGGAGGAUGAACUUAGUGUUGCCAGUCUUCAAGGGUAUCUCUUGAAGAACAAGACUCGUCCACGCGAGUGUGUUGAAGAGGUCGCUGAAUGGGUGAUUCAAGAACGUGAGACCCGCGAGAAACUCAAGAAAGAGAAGGCUGAGCGCGAGGCUAAGGAAAAGAAAGAGGCUGAAGAAAAGGCGCAAAAAGAGAAAGAAGAGAAGGAAGCCAAAGAGAAAGAGGAAAAAGAGACGAAGGAGAAACUUGAGAGGAAAGAGCGCGCUGCAAAGGUCAAGAAGGCCCGCGCCGAAGUUGCAGCGAAGAGUGGUUCUUCUGCUGCCGCGUCGACCGCGUCUACUGAAACUACUCCAGCAGCCUCCGCAACGGCCGAAACAUCCGCUACCGCAGAAGCGACCUCGUCAUCAUCCUCCGAAGAGGAGACCAGCACCGGCGUCGAUGCCGACACCGAGGAGAGCGUCACCUCUGAGGAAGAGACUGAUAAGGACAAGGGGUCAAACGAGGAGAGCAAGAAGGAGAAAUGGGUCGCAGUCAAGCCAUCGAACACCGUUACCGCUACUACAUCGUCCGCUUCUACUCCCUCUCCCGCCGACGCCGACCCCGCAACAUAA